CAGCGAUAAAAGCGGAGGGAGUGGUAAACGGCCCACUGAGAGAGUGUGUGACUGUGUCCUUGGAAGAGGGAAAGGGGGGAAGAACUCGCUCGCCUCCUGUUCCUGAGUCGGAGAUGCCUCGCUCUGCCACUCAACGCGCUUGGCUUCCUCCUCUCGGUGCCCUCCUCCUCCUCCUCCUCCUCUUCGCUCGGCGUGCUGCAGCUGCACUAGAAGAUGGUUUGGUUAACAACGGGGCCUUCGAGACGGUGCCAGCAGGCGGGGCCUCCGGUAGCGGCCUGGGGGAAGGUGUCGCUUCCCUGCCCGGGUGGACCAUCAAUGGCACGGUGGAGCUGGUGGAGUCUGGGCAAAAGCAAGGUGGCAUGAUACUUAUAGUCCCCGAAGGGGUUCACGCGGUGCGGCUGGGGAACGACGCGGAAAUAUCGCAGGAGCUGCAGCUGGAGAAGGGGUCGACGUACGCGGUGACGUUCAGCGCGGCGCGGACGUGCGCGCAGCUGGAGUCGCUGAACGUGUCAGUGUGGCCGGCGACGCAGACGGUGGACCUGCAGACGCUCUACAGCGUCGAGGGGUGGGACGCCUACGCCUGGGCGUUCCAGGCGCAGGCCGAGGACGGGGCGGUGUCGAAGCUCAGCUUCAAGAACCCGGGCAUGGAGGACGACCCCACCUGCGGCCCCAUCAUCGACAACAUCGCCAUCAAGAAACUCUUCACUCCCGAUCGACCCGAAGACAACGCCGUCGUGAAUGGCGACUUCGAGGAAGGCCCAUGGAUGUUCCCCAAUGCGAGCCUCGGGGUCCUCCUCCCCACGAACCUCGACGAGGAGACGUCCGCCCUCUCCGGCUGGAUGGUUGAGUCCAACCGCGCCGUGCGCUACGUCGACUCCUACCACUUCGACGUCCCCCAGGGGAAGCGCGCCAUCGAGCUGUUAUCCGGCAAGGAAGGGAUCAUCUCCCAGAUGGUGGAGACCACCCCUGAAAAGCAGUACAAUCUUACCUUCACGGUAGGUGCCGCCGGCGACUCGUGCCAGACGCCUCUGGCGGUGAUGGCCUUCGCCGGGGACCAGGCGCAGAACUUCCACUACUCGCCCACGGGCAACGCCACCCACCAGCCGGCCAACAUCACCUUCACGGCGCGGGCCGAGCGGACGCGCAUCGCCUUCUACAGCGUGUACUACAACACGAGGAGCGACGAUCGGAGUUCGCUCUGCGGGCCGGUGGUCGACGAGGUGAGGGUGUGGGGGAUCUCCGGAUCGCCGGCCGUGAAGUCCAGUUGGAUUGCGUCUCUCCUAGGUCUGGUCGUGGCAGUCAUUAUGGUUGUGGCCUGAAGCCCAAAGGCUCUCCUGCCAUGUGUUUGAGGUAAUUACUACGUUUUCGUGUGCGAUGCUGCGAGGUUAUCUGAAGGUGACGUCUUUGGAGGUAGCACAAAGGGCACAAGUUUGCAACCUGCUUCUUAGUUUUGCUUUUACUGAUGAUAGUAUUAUUAUGGAUAGUAUGAAGGUCUGGAGAAACCAUUUCUUCCAACUGUAAUGUCAUUAUAUAUUUGCAGCCAUUAUAAUAUGAAAUGGUUUUGUUCGUGGAAGCUUGUCACGAACCUGGGCA
Molecule: messenger RNA, 1593 nt
Organism: Musa acuminata subsp. malaccensis (wild Malaysian banana)
Lineage: Eukaryota; Viridiplantae; Streptophyta; Magnoliopsida; Zingiberales; Musaceae
Product: protein BIIDXI
Cellular component (GO): plasma membrane
Source: RefSeq, a predicted model, not a curated record